Molecule: messenger RNA, 718 nt
Organism: Nicotiana attenuata
Lineage: Eukaryota; Viridiplantae; Streptophyta; Magnoliopsida; Solanales; Solanaceae
Product: 60S ribosomal protein L30
Exons: 5
Coding region: 168-506 (112 amino acids)
Cellular component (GO): cytosolic large ribosomal subunit
Molecular function (GO): RNA binding; structural constituent of ribosome
Source: RefSeq, a predicted model, not a curated record
AAGCCUUAAACUACAGGCCCACCAAAACUUCGUUCUUCUAAAACCCUAGCGAUUUCACCAGUUAUUGUUGUAUGGUUAUAUAGGAGAAAACUCCCUUCAUUACCGCCGUCGACGCAUUUGCCUCUUCCUAUAAUUUCCGACUACAUUUCUCCAGGCCAGAGCCAACCAUGGUUGCUGCAAAGAAAACCAAGAAGACUCAUGAGAGUAUUAACAACAGGCUGGCUCUGGUAAUGAAGAGCGGCAAAUACACAUUGGGAUACAAGACUGUUCUCAAAACUCUUAGAAACUCCAAAGGCAAACUCGUCAUCAUUGCCAACAACUGCCCUCCUCUCAGGAAGUCUGAGAUAGAGUACUAUGCUAUGUUGGCAAAGAUUGGAGUCCACCACUACAAUGGAAACAAUGUAGAUUUGGGGACUGCAUGUGGUAAGUAUUUCAGAGUCUGUUGCCUCAGCAUCAUUGAUCCAGGUGAUUCUGAUAUCAUUAAGAGCAUGCCUGGUGAUCAGUGAGAUAGCAGCUGAUGUUAGAUCGCUCUAAUGGACACUGCUCAAUCUUAGUGGAACUUUGCCGUUUUUCCUUAUUGAGAAAAAUAUCUAGUGUAGAUGAGUUUUGCUACUGUGGUGAUGUUAAAGGAAGUUUUGAUGGUAUUUGGAAUCUUAACGACAUCAAUUUUUUAACCCUGAGUUUUGAAUCUUCUAAUUGACUAUCAUUUGUUGCUUGA